AUGUUCCAUGCUCUCGUCUCGCUCUGGAACCUUUCCCACAUUGAGUACUUGGAUUUUGUGGAAGUUACGACCCAUCAUUGCUUUACCACCCACUGCACAGCGCUCAGCAGUUUACACUAUACAUUCGAGGCUCUAAAUUUACUCAACUCCACUCUCUCCAUAAUCCAUCGCAUCCAUUUUACAUAUCAACCAGCGUCGCCUCCAAUCCGCAAAGCCUUCGCCAUGCCAGGGGGAGGGUGGAUGACCAGAGCUGCGACAUCUGUGUCGCCUCCUAAGACGGAGCAAGGCGAAGAGGUCAGGCUGUACAACGCGGACAAUGAUAACGAUGAAGUAUUCCCGCUCCAGGCCGCACGUAGGUACCUCAAUAAUUCCGAACUACCAAUAAUUGGGCACAAACACGGUCCCGAAUACGAAUUCGCUAGCUUCGUGACGAAUAUUACUGAACUCAAGAAUGGUCGCGAAGGACUCAAAAACAUUCAUCAAACCCCCGACUCCUCAGCGCAAGAAACCUCGUACUCCAUCCAACCCUCAAUUGCUCUCCUUAAUCUGUCCUCAGGAUCUAUGACCCGAGGCGAUUACUACUUCAAUAGGGUCUCGAUGCUCUCACGGGCGAGGCAUAGCGCAACACAACCAACCUGCCUUUGUAUUGUCUACACUAAUAUGAUUUUUUUUAGGAAAGGAAUUUGGCACACGCUAAACAAAUACGGGAGGGGUCCAAGGCAUUAUCUGGCCUGCUACAUUACCCUAAGUUCAGGUUUGCUUGAGCGGUUUGCUCAAGUAAGUUCUUUUCUCACAACGGUAUCCGAUCCCCCGUUAAGUUCACGCAAGGAAGGACGCGAGAACAGGCAAUCAUGCUCAUACGUUAUCCUGGGGCCACUCAGUGAGGUGCGCAUGAAAGGAACGCCUGGAUAA
This is a messenger RNA of Lindgomyces ingoldianus, 912 nucleotides long. RefSeq lists its product as uncharacterized. Bases 1 to 912 code for a protein of 303 amino acids. NCBI's taxonomy places the organism in Eukaryota, Fungi, Ascomycota, Dothideomycetes, Pleosporales, Lindgomycetaceae. The transcript is spliced from 9 exons. The record is from RefSeq and is a predicted model, not a curated record.